This is a messenger RNA of Dacryopinax primogenitus, 935 nucleotides long. RefSeq lists its product as uncharacterized. Bases 1 to 846 code for a protein of 281 amino acids. NCBI's taxonomy places the organism in Eukaryota, Fungi, Basidiomycota, Dacrymycetes, Dacrymycetales, Dacrymycetaceae. The record is from RefSeq and is a predicted model, not a curated record. The transcript is spliced from 2 exons.
AUGAUCAUCGAAGAGGAUCCUAUUAAACACAUUGCUAAAGGCAGCCUAACGGAGGAAGCAGACACUACAGCGUCUGACCUGGCUGAUCACGAUGUCGCCCCUCCCACGUACGAGGAAGUGCUCGCCAGUACAUCGGGAUCUGUAGACGCACCUAGUACAUCCGCCGCGUCAUCCUCGUCAUCUACAUCGUCAUCCUCCUUUCCUCCUCCUCCUCAGAGACGACCGGUAGAGAAGGUCCUGCCACGCGAGGGUAUGAACAGCUAUCCCCCUCCACCCCGUUCCCCACCCUUCGCCGGCCCCUCCUCCCCCUCCCCAACAGCAUCCACCUCCACACUAAACACACUCCAAUCCGCCCUCGGCAGCGUCGCCAACGCUGUAGCACAGCACUACGCCGCCAAGCACAUGUACGAGCAGCAACGGCGGGAAGAGCGUUGGGCGCGGAGAGAACAGAGGUGGGAGAGGAGGGCAGCGAGGAGGGAUAUGAGGCAUGCGCAGUGGGAAGCGCUUGUUAAUGGAGUCGCUGGACCGGAGGAGGGCCCGUCUGCUGUGUAUGGCAGGCAGCAGGGACACGGACCUGGACCUCAAAGGCCGGGGUAUGUACCCUCUCCACCCCAGGCUCCACACGCACCGUAUGGAGCGUCUUCACCCCCGGCACCGUAUGCGCCCUACGGUUCCCAGGCACAGCGGAAUGGGUGCCCACUACAGAGGGGAUCGCCGUUCGCCCCGCCCCAGGGCCCGCCGCCUGAAGGUCCGAGCUGGAGAGGAGAGCCAAGGAGGGGCGACGCGCAGGGUGUGCAGCCGUACAAUGUUGUAGGGAAUAAUCCGCCUUCGUCUAAGGGGAUGUGAGGGAGGAACGGGAGGUUGUACUGGAGCAGGGGAACUUGAAUGGUUUUCUUUUGCUAGGCUGCGUAGAUAGAGAAUACUUAUAUAUAUAC